UGAUUGUGAUACUGCAUUAGCAUAUGCACCAAACACUGAACUUACUUCAGAACCAGACACUAUCUAUAUUGAACCUCUUACCAAGAUGCAACUCCAGUUGGAUCAACAAGCCCAACUCAUCCAACAAUUACAGACACAAGUUCAAUCUCUGCAAGACACCAAUGCACAAAUCCUACAAUUCUUCCAAAACCAUUUUCAACAUAUAAGGCAACAAGAAAAU
This is a messenger RNA of Cetraspora pellucida, 220 nucleotides long. NCBI's taxonomy places the organism in Eukaryota, Fungi, Glomeromycota, Glomeromycetes, Diversisporales, Gigasporaceae. The record is from the annotation of a GenBank genome assembly.